AGUCAGCGAGAGAGGGGAAAGUGUGUGAGUGUGAGGGUGUGAGGUCCAGAGUCUGUGCUUGUGUUUGUGUGUGUUAGUGUGAUUGUGUGUGUGUUACAGAGAGAGAGAGAGAGAGAGACAGUCGCGGUCUCUGUCGGUGUAGGAGAAACCAGGCAGCCGGUGCCGUGUUUUAAAGUGAACAGCACAUCCUGCACCGCUCCUCUGCCUCUCUUUGGAUUAUACCACCAACAGGGAUUCACCCUUUGGACUAUCCCGACGCUUCCUCCUCCUCUUGCCUUUGAAGGGAACACCUGUGUGUGGUGUGUGUGUGUGUGUGUGUGUGUUUGUGUGUGUGAGCCAAGACAACGGACUUAGCCCUGGAUGACUUCAGUGGAUGAGGGUUUGGCCGGGGGAAAGAGGGGGACUGCUGACCAUGGACUCCCCUCACUAGCAAACGGGGUCAGUGCCUGUAAAUCUGUUGCCUUUCUCCCCGUCGUUCUCCAGGGUGGAGAGGAGGAGCCGGUUUGUCCGGUCAUCAUGUGCACGCGGGCCUAUCCUGACCCCGUCCCUGAGUGCCAGCUGUUCCCGGGAGAGGUGGAGGAGCCAGAGGAGGAGGUGGCAGACGAGGGCAGGGAGAGGGAAUCAGACAGAGACAGUGCCGUGGAAAGCACCCAAGGGUCAGACACGUCUGACGGCCUGAUCAGACCGGGGGACAAGGAAGACGUACUGGGGGAUCUCUUUUUCCCUGGAGAGAAGUGUGGUCACACCAGCAUCUCAGUGACAUCGGACCUAUCAACGCGUUCCUCUGCUUCUCUCAACGAGGAGCAGUUUGAGGACUACGGAGAAGGGGAGGAACCAGACUACACUCCCAGCAGCCCCUGCCCGGACGACGAGACUCGUACCAACGGAUACUCCGACCUUGGCUCAUCUGUUCCCUCCAGUGCGGGCCAGACUCCUCGUAAGGUGCGUCAGCAUUACACGGGUGAACUGAUGGAUGUCUACUGUUCACAGUGCAGCAAAAAGGUCAACCUGCUAAAUGACCUGGAGGCUCGCCUCAAAAAUCUCAAGGCUAACAGCCCCAACAGGAAAAUCUCCAGCACUGCUUUUGGAAGGCAGCUGCUUCACAACAGCAACUUGAGCAGCAGUAACGGCAGCACAGAGGACCUUUUCCGAGACAGCAUCGACUCCUGUGACAUCGACAUCAAUGAGAAGGUGACUUUUCUGGAGAAGAAGGUGGCAGAACUGGAGAAUGAGAUUCUGAUGAACGGUGAUCUCAAGUCAAAGCUGAAGCAGGAGAACACACAACUAGUACACAGGGUUCAUGAGCUGGAGGAGCAGCUGAAAGACCAGGAGACGCGAGCAGAGCAAAAUCUGCAAGAGGGGCUAAGACGACACCGAGAGGCCUACAGCAAGAUGGAGCGAGACAAGAACACACAGAUAGAGCUGCUGACCAGUCGAGUUAAGCUGCUGGAGGAGGAGAACAAUGACUUUUCUGUUAACAUGUGCCGCCUCAAAUCACAGACAGAGAAACUGGAUGAGGAGAAACAAAGGAUGACAGACAAGCUGGAGGACACCAGUUUGCGCCUGAAGGAUGAGAUGGACCUCUACAGGAAAAUGAUGGACAAACUGAGACAGAACAGACACCAGUUCCAGAAAGAGAAGGAAGAAAUGCAGGAGCUGAUAGAAGACCUGCGUCGAGAGCUGGAGCAUUUGCAGCUCUUCAAGCUGGAGACGGAAAGGCCGAGCCGAAGCCGAAGCUCUUCCUCUGGGCUGGCUGACUUCAGCUGCAGGAGCAGGGAGGUGGAGCUGGAGCAUGAGGUCAAGAGGCUCAAGCAGGAGAACCAGAAGCUGAGGGAGCAGAACGAUGAGCUGAACGGUCAGAUCCUCAGCCUCAGUCUGUAUGAAGCCAAGACCCUGUUUGCAACACAGACCAAGGCCCAGUCUCUAGCUGCUGAGAUAGAUAAUGCCUCCAGAGACCAGUUAAUGGAAGCCCUGAAGGAGCAGGAAGAGAUCAACUUACGUCUGCGACAGUACAUGGACAAAAUCAUCCUGUCCAUCCUGGACCACAACCCCUCCAUCCUGGAGAUCAAGAACUAGCAGCAACUCAACUGGAAUGAGAAUCGCUCCCGGUCUCAGGAGAAUGAGGAUCAUUCCAGUUGUUUAGAGCAGAACCUGGGUCAGGAAUCUGUAAAGGAAAGCAGAGAGAACCAGAGCCAGUCUUAGAAACUGGACCAUAUAAAUAGACAUGCAUCGCCCCCUGCUGUUUGUGUCAGGGAAAAGAACUUAUCUUGCAGAGAAGGUAAAAUGGGAUUCUGCGCAGAACUAAAGGGAGUUUUCUCAACCAGUGAUUGCUUUCUGACUGUAGAUCAUACUACCAUGACUCAUUAACUUGAUCUACCCUGCACUGUUUUUAUUCGCUGUCGAUGCUGUGAACUGUAGCUACUGUCACAACUUUGAACUGGUGAUCUUUUUUGCAGGAAUAUCCUGCACUCAACGUGUAUUGAGGAUCAACAAUGUCGCUCGAUGUAGUACACUGGACAUAUGUACCUCAGCAUAGAGACUGGAAUAAUAUAACAAACCCAAUGUGGGUCUUCUGUAUCCUGGUGUAGUAUUAGAUGUUUUAUCCACAGACAGAAUGUUUGCUGCGAUCGGAUGAUCGGACAAACAAGUUGGCAACCAGACUGUAAACCAGACUCUCAGAGGCAUGAAGGCAGACCAGUCGAGUGUCGCCUGAUCCCUAUACUGCCCAUCCUUUCUCCUCUGUCAUGUAGGUGUUCUCUGAAGAAUGCAUGUUGAUGAUGUAUUUGGACAGGCACGUUUUAAGAGAAGUUAGAGAAAAGUGGCAAGCGGUCAGAGAAAGAAAACAAUGUGAACCCUUAUAACUGCGAGGGAAGCCGAAGAUUUUCAGUCAGAAAGAAAGAGUAAAGCAUCCCUUCCCUUGAAGAGGUGGGAAGUCAGAUGAUAGACCAGGUAUGCUAGCAAAGGAGGGUUUCAGUGAAGUCGUUGAUGGCUAAUCGAAAGAGAAGAAUUGUGUUUAUUCUUGAGAACAUGUCUUCCAGUAACCUUGCAACAGCGCUUGCAGUGUCAAUCAGUCCAAUAGUGAAUCUUUUUCACUUAGAAGUGGCCCUUAGAUGGUUCAGGUGAGUAGUCGAGUGUCACUUUAUUGAGCAGAAGGUGCAACCAAGGAGUGUCUUUAAACUGUAACUUCCACGGCUGCUGUUUGCUAGCAGUACAUGAGCUUGAAAAAAUGGUACAUUGUUGCUAGCAAUAGACCCAAUGAUGUUGCACAGAAAUGUUAUGAAUGUACAGGAUGUGUGGUUGACGUGACUGGUAGCCAUUGUAAUAUGGUUCACUGAAUAAUCUCUCUAUGCUCAGCGAAAUCAUCUCAGAUAUUGUCCGUGAGCAUGCACAGGAGACUCACUUUUUGGUACAAAAGACUGGAUUAGCAAUCUCAUUGAAGCCUACAGGUUGCAGAUUGUUUUUAAACCCAGAUAGCUCUCUGAAGCUCUCUAAUACUGUAAAUAUUCUGAAUGUACAACUGGAUAUUUCCCUUUCUGUGUGGCCAGAUGGCUUUUUGACAUAAAAUCGCUGUAAUUGGUUAAGAAUCGUUGUAACACACAUGUACAGUAUUCAGUACUGUAAUGAAGAGGGCAUUUUUUUGAGAGGGGAAACAAUUACAAUCUGCUGUAUUAUGUAAUUAUUCUAAACUUGAGUUUUGCUUCCUUGCACAAAAAAAAGUUGUUUCCUUUUGCAUGGUUCACAUUUUCUUCUGUCUGUGCCUUUUGAGGACAUUUUUCAAGAUGAUGUUGCUAUAGAUUUACAUAGCUUUUUGAAGCUACAUUUUAUGUCUAUGUCUGACAUAUUUUCUUGAAUUGUAAAUGUUGUAAUUAUAUCGUGAUAAUUUGUAUUCAUGUGCCACUCACCACUCUUUUUCAGAUUGAUACUAUGAUAACUAUUUUAUACAGUUUUACCAAGAAAGAACUCGUGGUUGCUUAAGUGUCCUGUUAGAAAAGCGAUAUAGCACAAGGCUUUGUAUGGUACGCAAGCCAGGUUAGCAUUUUGAGAAUAUUUUGUUAAGGUAGUGCUUUUUUAAUGCAGUGGGGGAUGUUUUGUUGCAUUUCUCAAUGUUUUUGUUAGUCACAGUGAAUCCAUUGCUAUUCAAUUUGCUUUAAACCGGCUUUUUAUAUGGUUGCAAACUGUCUUCCUAACUUUAACUAAAUGGUGAGCAUUAUGAGCAAUAUUAACUUAUUUACCGAUACCUGCUGAUUUGUGUCUUGUUUUGCUUCACAAAUCGUUUCACUCUAUAGCUGCUCUAGAAAGUUCUAGAUCUUAAAAAAUUAAGUGGUACAUUAAGCUGUAAAAUUUGUCACAAACUCAUUUCUUGUAGCUCUUAAAUUUUAACUUAAUAGGGCUAUCUGAUGUGAUGUAGUCACUAUAAAUAGCAAUAAAAUGGCUUUGG
This is a messenger RNA of Chelmon rostratus (copperband butterflyfish), 4438 nucleotides long. It is a transcript of the gene rab11fip4b, whose product is annotated as RAB11 family interacting protein 4 (class II) b. Bases 361 to 2076 code for a protein of 571 amino acids. Gene Ontology annotation, biological process: regulation of cytokinesis; endocytic recycling. The record is from RefSeq and is a predicted model, not a curated record. NCBI's taxonomy places the organism in Eukaryota, Metazoa, Chordata, Actinopteri, Chaetodontiformes, Chaetodontidae. Gene Ontology annotation, molecular function: calcium ion binding. The transcript is spliced from 13 exons. Gene Ontology annotation, cellular component: midbody; cleavage furrow; endocytic vesicle.